Fomitiporia mediterranea MF3/22 is the source of this 1171-nucleotide messenger RNA. RefSeq lists its product as uncharacterized. Bases 209 to 988 code for a protein of 259 amino acids. Lineage: Eukaryota; Fungi; Basidiomycota; Agaricomycetes; Hymenochaetales; Hymenochaetaceae. The transcript is spliced from 5 exons. The record is from RefSeq and is a predicted model, not a curated record.
GCAACCUAUUGAAAAUCAGAACACACCAAUGGCACUGCAUCGGUGUGUUCUUGCUCCUCGUAUAGUAUCCUUUCUCUUGGGCUGUUCGCACGUUUCAGCUGAACAUGAUGAUCGAGUCUAUAAAGCAUACAUCCUGGUCAACUCCAGCACUUGUACCAACUUGGCCCCUCAGUAAUUAGCCCUACUUUCCAUUUACAACGAAUAAGACAUGGAUCAUAGAGCAAAUGGUACAGCUCGAGAAGCGGGGCGCCUAGGCGAUAAUUCUCUGUACAUGGUGCUCAAAGUAGCCGCCAACGGGGAGCUGCGAGAAGUGGUCUCUCAAGUACGCCCAGGCAGCAGUGCACAUCUUUUCGCCGUCACCUCGCAGGAUUCGCGAUACGAGAAUGCACAUGGGGUUGGUCCCAGUGGCUCGCGUCGAAACAGCUUUCGUCAUCCAAAGCCUUGUGGUGCAUGCUCCGCAACGAAAAGCAGAUGCACGCCGUUACCCGAGAACCCAUUGCUCUGUGUUCGCUGUAAAUCGAAAAAUCUUCGUGAAUGUCCUCCACACGUGCCGUGGCGACUGCGUAGAGCGAAUGGCGAAAGGCACGAUGCGAGCGGAAAUCCACAAACCUCGAGUAUUACGCAGAGCCAAUUACCGCCAAUGGGGCCCGCGUUGCCCGCGGCUCCUGCUCCUGCCGUCAUGCCUCAUCAUUCCGGACCAUACUCGAUACACAUUGGGUCGCAGCAACAUGGGCAGCAUGCUGGUGGGGCAGAUAGGUAUCCGGCGUAUCCUUACGCGCCGUUAAAUCCCGAAGAGAACUUGCAGCAACAGGGCUUCUAUAACAUGGAAUCCGGAGUCCUUGGAGCAGACUAUUCGCAGACUGGACCAUUACCCCAGUUGACGUUCUCUCCGGGGCCAGUUACUCAGCAGUUGUACCAGCACGAUUCACAUGUUCAGCCAAUGAACCAAUAUCUGCAACCUAAUGUACAAUACAACAACUGGUGGUAGCAGGAUCCAUUUACGCCAAACGAAAUUCUUGUACAUGCUAUAGUAUCAGGAUAUUGAACCCUUAUUCUGAACACUAGGGAAAUGGACCCUGUAUCAUUUGUGUAAAUCAUACAUAGAACUCUCACAUUGGACAGUGGCUAGAUACAUGGACACGAUAGAGUAUUUGAAUCGUACUUGCAAUUG